Molecule: messenger RNA, 669 nt
Organism: Rhea pennata
Lineage: Eukaryota; Metazoa; Chordata; Aves; Rheiformes; Rheidae
Gene: SFT2D3
Product: SFT2 domain containing 3
Exons: 1
Coding region: 70-669 (199 amino acids)
Biological process (GO): vesicle-mediated transport
Cellular component (GO): membrane
Source: RefSeq, a predicted model, not a curated record
GCGGCCCGUGACCCGGAUGCGGCCGCUCCGCGAGAUGGCGGCGGGUGCCGCGCGGUAGGCGACGCCGCCAUGGCGGACCUGGGCCGGCAGCUGCAGGAGUACCUGGCGCAGGCGAAAGCGGGCGGCGGCGGCGGCUCCAGCUCCAGUUCCAGUUCCAGCGCGGCCCCCGACGGCUGCUCGGGGGCCGAGGCGGCGGCGGCGGCCGGCGGCGGCGGCGGCUGGCCGUGGGCGGCCGAGGCGGACCCCUGGCUGCCGGGGCUGUCGCGCUGGCAGCGGCUGGCGGGCAGCGGGCUGUGCCUGCUGCUGGCGGCGCUGUGCUGGGCGCUGGCGGCGCUCUACGUACCGCUGCUGCUGCUGCGCGCCCGCAAGUUCGCGCUGCUCUGGUCGCUGGGCUCCCUGUGCGGCCUGGGCGCCGCCGCGCUGCUGCGCGGGCCCGGCCGCCUGCUGCGGGAGCCCGGCGGCGCCACGCUGCUCUACCUGGCCGCCCUGGGCGGCACCCUGUACGCGGCGCUGGCGCGGCGCAGCGCGGCGCUGGCGGUGCUGGGCGCCGCUGCCCAGCUGGGCGCCGCCGUCGCCGCGCUGCCCGGCGGCGCCGCCGGCCUGCGCCGCCUCGGCCGCCUGCUGGGCCCGGCGCUGCGGCGCCGCGCCGCCGCCGCGCUGCCCGUGUGA